Molecule: messenger RNA, 1916 nt
Organism: Solanum verrucosum
Lineage: Eukaryota; Viridiplantae; Streptophyta; Magnoliopsida; Solanales; Solanaceae
Exons: 2
Coding region: 13-1731 (572 amino acids)
Source: RefSeq, a predicted model, not a curated record
CAACUGCAGGAUAUGGUUAUCUCUUGUAUUAUUUUAGUGUUAGCACUUGCUUUAAGAAUCAGUUGUUCAAAUUCAACCAUGGGAGGAGGCAACUUAAAUGCAACAUUUUUGGUGGAUAAUAUUGCUUCAACAAAGAACAUCAUGUCACUCUCUAUUGAUAAUGCCUUUCGCCUUCCUUCUCCAUUGCCCACUUGGCCUUCAGGUGGAUGCUUUGCAAGUGGAUUCAUUGAUCUUGGAGGAUUACAAGUGUCUCAAAUAUCAUCCUUAACUAAAGUUUGGUCUAUCCAUGAAGGUGGACCAGAUAAUCUUGGAGCUACAUUCUUUGAACCAUCAAAUAUACCAAAUGGUUUCUUUAUGUUUGGUUCCUAUACCCAACCAAAUAAUAUUCCCCUUUUUGGAUGGACUCUUGCUGGGAGAGAUACAUCACGAGGUACGCUGAAGAUGCCAAUUGACUACACCCUUGUAUGGAGUAGUCAGAACUUGAAAAUCAAGCAGGAUGGUGUCGGCUAUAUCUGGCUGCCAAUACCUCCUGAGGGUUAUAAAGCCAUAGGCCAUAUUGUCUCGACCUCGCCUCAGAAGCCUUCUCUGGAUAAAGUCCGUUGUGUUCGUGAUGAUCUCACUGAUGUAUGUGAAAGUCAUGAUUGGAUUUGGGGCGCCAAUGGCUUGAAUGUGUACUCAUCGAGACCUAGAGACAGAGGAGUGCGAGCUUUAGGAGUGGCAACAGGUGCUUUUAUGGUUCAGAACAAUGGAGCUGCAGAGUCAUUAGCUUGUUUAAAGAAUGUUAAAUCUGAUAUAUCUGCGAUGCCAAAUUUGAAACAAGUUAAGGCAUUGGUUCAAGCAUACUCUCCGCUGAUUUAUUUUCAUCCUGAUGAAGAAUACUAUCCCUCAUCAGUGACUUGGUUUUUUCAGAAUGGAGCAUUAUUAUAUACCAAAGGACAAGAAUCUUCACCUGUAGGUAUUCAUCCCACAGGUUCAAAUCUUCCUCAAGAUGGUUCGAACGAUGGUGCUUACUGGCUGGACCUCCCGAUUGAUGAUGCUGCGAAAACUAAUGUCAAGAACGGAGAUUUACAGGGUGCCACAGCCUACUUACACGUUAAACCAAUGUUUGGUGCAACAUAUACUGAUAUUGCUGUGUGGCUAUUUUAUCCGUUCAAUGGACCUGCAAAGGCUAAACUCGAAUUCAUGACCAUUUCCUUGGGGAAAAUUGGAGAGCACGUUGGCGAUUGGGAACAUGUUACAUUGAGGAUUAGCAACUUCAAUGGGGAGUUACAAGGUAUAUACUUUUCACAACACAGUGGAGGGAUUUGGGUACGUGCCUCUCAGCUAGAAUUUCAAAACGGUAACAAACCCGUGGUGUACUCAUCGCUGCAUGGACACGCUGCUUAUCCAGAACCAGGAAAGAAUUUGCAAGGGAGUGGAGAUGUAGGAAUCAGAAAUGAUACAGGAAAGGGGAAGUUGAAGGACAUAGGAACAAACUUCUUAGUAGUAGCAGCAGAAUACUUGGGUUCAACAAUAGUGGAGCCAGUAUGGCUUAAUUAUGGAAGGGAAUGGGGUCCAAAAAUUAGCUAUGAUAUAUCAAAAGAGCUGAGGAAAGUAGAAAGAUUUAUGAUUGGGAAACUGAAGAAAGCUAUUGAGAAAAUAGUGAGAGAUCUACCAAAUGAGGUUUUGGGUGAGGAAGGACCAAUAGGUCCAAAGUUUAAGGACAUGUGGAGUGGUGAUGAAAGGGGUUGAACAUUGAUAUCCACAGGAAUUUGCUUUGACCCAAUAUUUUUCUUAUCUACUAAGUCAUUUCUCUCAAAACAAGUAAAUUUGGUAAGACAGUAAUAACAAUGAAGAUUUCUCAAAAGUAUUUCAUUCUCUCUGUAUCCUCAUAAUAAAUUAAGUACAUAUUCUUUAGGCUCUGUGACUAUCUAUUA